UACUUAAAUUGCUCGUGAAUCUCAAUCCCACCUUGUCUUUCCAUCGUCGACGACGAUCUCAUCUCUUUGCAGCAGCACCAACUCCGCCCCUUCUGCCGUCUGGAUAUCUUCGUGUUCACAUCGACCCGAUCCCAUCGAGAAGAGGGAACAGGGCAUAUCACGUUAGGAAGUGGUUUGAUUCGAUCCGAUCGACAUGGAUCUCGAGCUGAGGGCGGCUCGGGAGAAGCUGGAGAGGGAGCAGAGGGAGCGCAAGGAGCGGGCCAAGGCCAAGCUCGAACGGGAGAAGCGGGCCAAGGCGGAGGCUGCCCGCCAACGCGACGCCAUCGAGGCUGCCCAGCGUUCCAAGCGCCUCGACGCCGCCCGCGCACAACUCGAGGCGGAACGACAAAUGGAAGAAAGCAUGCUUCGAGGAAACGGAGUCAUAUUUUCCCAUACACUUGAAGCUGUACCUUUUAAUGGGUUUGGAGAUAAAAUCAAAUUACCACCUUCAUGCUUUAGAGAAUUGUCUGAUCAAGGGGCCCUGGAUAAAGGUCCCAUGUAUUUCAGGCUGUCAAUAAUUAACGAGUUGGUUCCAUUAGAUAAUAAUGCUACUGACCAAAGAGAACAUCAAGCAACUCAUUCAGGAGUUUUGGAAUUUACUGCGAGGGAGGGUUCAGUGGAAUUACCUCCACAUGUAUGGAGCAAUUUACUUUCUGGUGUCAGUCUAGAUGUUCCUCUUGUCGAGGUGCACUAUGUUAGCUUGCCCAAAGGAACUUACGCAAAAUUACAAACAGAUGGGAUGGGCUUCUCUGAUAUUCCAAACCACAAGGCUGUACUUGAGACAACUCUACGCAGACAUGCAACACUUUCUCAAGGUGAUAUCAUCAGUGUCAGUUAUGGGGAACUGAACUACAAGUUAAGAGUUCUUGAACUAAAACCCGAUUCAAGUGUUUCUGUUCUAGAAACAGAUAUUGAAGUUGAUAUAGAAGGACCUGAUUCUGCUCUAGAGACUAAUAGGAGUCAGCACAUGCUUAGACCACUUGUCAUGGGAAAGACUGAAGAAGGAAUUGUGGAAGAAGGAAAUUUUAAUUAUUACAAGUUCUCUGUUGAGGAUGCUAUGAGUGACAAAGUUACAUCUGGUCAGAUGAAUGUUGAAGUAAAGAUUGAGGCAGAUCAAAGUGAUGGUGAUACCAAUGUAUAUGUAUCAAGGCAUCCAUUGAUAUUCCCAACCCAGCAUCGUCAUGAAUGGUCAUCUCAUGAGAUGGGUUCAAAAGUUUUGAUAAUCAGACCGAAGGAUCCAAGCACUGUUGCUGGUACCUAUAGCAUUGGUGUCUUUGGUUUUAAAGGCAUGACAAAGUAUCAUAUCUGUGCGGCUUUAAAAGACAAUGUUAAGCAAAAGAUUGGGGGUUAUGCUACUGCUUCAUCUCAAAUUGAUAUGGAAACUGUUGAAUGCCGAAACUGUAAACACUAUAUAUCCAGCCGCAGCAUUUUACUCCACGAGGCAUAUUGCAUUCGGCACAAUGUUCUUUGCCAACAUAAUGGUUGUGGUGUUGUCCUCAGGAAGGAAGAAGCAGCAAACCAUAUGCAUUGUGAUAAAUGUGGCCAAGCCUUCCAACAGGGACAGAUGGAGAAACACAUGAAGGUGUUUCAUGAGCCACUUCAUUGUCCAUGUGGAGUGAUACUAGAGAAGGAACAAAUGGUCCAGCACCAAUCGGCAAUUUGUCCUCUUCGUUUGAUUACAUGCCGUUUCUGUGGAGACAUGGUGCAAGCUGGAAAUACACCAGCAGAUGCUCGGGAUCGUCUUAGAGGACUUUCAGAACAUGAGAGUAUUUGUGGGUCCAGAACAGCACCAUGUGAUUCAUGCGGGCGCUCUAUCAUGCUGAAGGAAAUGGACAUUCAUGUGAUUGCUGUUCAUCAGAAGAGCUAACUGCCCGACAUCUUUUACAUCUUGAUUCAUCUUGGAUGCUCAUCUCCGAGGUAUCAGCCACUUGAGUCUCUGUGUGCCUGGUGUUUCUUGUUAAGCUUUGGAUUGACACAUUAUCAUAACUGAAGUGCAUUUACAUUAAAUAUUAUUGUAAAUUUAGAUUCCUGAUUCCCCUUUCAUGGUUUCUAAUUACAGCAUUUCACCUAUCUUGGUUAUUGUUAUGUAAUAACUGGCCUUUUGAAAGGUGUAGAUGCACUUGCUCUAUGUGGAAAUAAAUGACUACAGUAUUUAGAUAGUGA
This is a messenger RNA of Musa acuminata AAA Group (dessert banana), 2202 nucleotides long. RefSeq lists its product as uncharacterized. The record is from RefSeq and is a predicted model, not a curated record. Gene Ontology annotation, cellular component: VCP-NPL4-UFD1 AAA ATPase complex. The transcript has 3 exons. Lineage: Eukaryota; Viridiplantae; Streptophyta; Magnoliopsida; Zingiberales; Musaceae. Bases 194 to 1906 code for a protein of 570 amino acids. Gene Ontology annotation, molecular function: polyubiquitin modification-dependent protein binding.